AUAACAUUUUAUUCAAAUCUGCAACAACUUGAGAGAUCCCUUCAUUCCAGUCUUCCAGUACCCACACUUACCCAGUAGAGGGCGCUAAUCGGACAAACAAGCGCCUCACAAGCCUGCAGAAGAAGCGGAAUAACCCGGAAGUAGGCAGGACUUCGGUUGUGUAGAAGAAGAAGCUCUCGGCGCCGCAGGCUCUGGUUCUGUCUCUAGUCGGUCAACAUGGUCCAACUGGUUGGUUCCCUCCGGAAAGAGCUGUCUGACACCCUCUCCACAUGCAAGGUGCUGGUGGUGGGAGCGGGGGGGAUCGGCUGCGAGCUGCUGAAGAACCUCGUCCUCACCGGCUUCAAAAACAUCGAAGUGAUUGACUUGGACACGAUUGAUGUCAGCAACUUGAACCGCCAGUUCCUCUUUCAGAAGAAGCAUGUCGGCAAGUCCAAAGCACAGGUGGCCAAGGAGAGCGUGUUGCAGUUUUGUCCCACUGUAAACAUCACCGCCUACCAUGACAGCAUCAUGAACCCUGACUACAAUGUGGAGUUCUUCAGAGAUUUCAUGCUGGUGAUGAAUGCUCUGGAUAACAGAGCGGCCCGUAACCACGUGAACAGGAUGUGUUUGGCAGCAGACAUCCCUCUGAUAGAGAGCGGCACCGCCGGAUACCUGGGACAAGUCAGCGUCAUCAAGAAGGGAAUGACGGAGUGCUACGAGUGUCAACCCAAGCCCACCCAAAAGACCUUCCCAGGAUGCACCAUCAGAAACACACCAUCAGAGCCCAUUCACUGCAUCGUCUGGGCCAAGUAUCUCUUCAAUCAGCUAUUUGGAGAAGAGGACGCAGAUCAAGAGGUGUCGCCUGACACAGCGGACCCAGAGGCUUCAUGGAAUCCCGAAGACACGGCAGCUCGCGCCACAGCCUCAGAAAAGGACGGGGACAUCAAGCGAGUCUCCACCAAGGAAUGGGCCCGCUCCACAGGAUACGACGCCGCCAAACUCUUCAACAAGCUUUUCAAAGAUGACAUCAUGUACCUGCUGACCAUGGACAAGCUGUGGAAGACGAGGAAAGCUCCUACACCUCUGGACUGGCAGCAGCUAGAGAACAGUGCGGGUCCUCAGAAGGAGUCUGUGGGUUCUGGUUUGAAGGACCAGCAGGUUCUGAGUGUUUGGGGUCUCUGCCAGCUGUUCCAGCACAGCGUGGAGACUCUUCGCUCACAGCUGCAGGAGAAGGGAGAAGGAGCCGAGCUGGUGUGGGACAAGGAUGACCCUCCAGCCAUGGACUUUGUUACUGCUGCAGCCAACCUACGUAUGCACAUCUUUAGCAUGAACAUGAAGAGUCGCUUUGAUGUGAAGUCCAUGGCGGGUAACAUCAUCCCAGCUAUUGCUACGACCAACGCGGUCAUCGCUGGACUUAUUGUGCUGGAGGGUUUGAAGAUCCUGUCUGGGGAAAUGGAGUCCUGUCGUAUGAUCUACCUGAACAAGUGUCCCAACCUCAGGAAGAAGCUGCUGGUCCCGUGUGUCCUGGAUCCGCCCAGCGCCAACUGUUACGUCUGCGCCAGCAAACCCGAAGUCACAGUCAAGCUGGACGUCCACAAAACCACGGUCCUCUCUCUGCAGGACAGGAUCCUGAAGGAGAGGUUUGGCAUGGUGGCUCCAGAUGUUCAGAUAGAGGACGGAAAAGGGACCAUCCUCAUCUCCUCGGAGGAAGGAGAGACGGAAAGCAACAACAGCAAAUUUCUAGCUGAUUUCGGGAUUCGUAACGGCAGCCGUCUCCAAGUUGACGACUUCCUCCAAGACUACACGCUCCUCGUUAAUGUCCUGCACACUGAGGAGCUAGAGCGGGAUGUGGAGUUUGAGGUUGUUGGCGAGGCCCCAGACAAAGCUCCGCCCCCUCAGACUACCCAGGAAGAAGGGAACAGCAUCACCAAUGGCAACAAGGACUCCGCCCAGCCCUCCACAUCUACUAAAGCUCCAGCAGAGGACGAUGACAUCAUGAUCGUUGACUCUGAUGAGGAGGAGGAGGAAGGGGCGUCGUCCAGCACUGCAGCAGCACCGACAAGCGGCACCAAGAGGAAGCACCCAAACGCAGAAACCGGCGAGACCUCCACCAAGCGCCCGCGGACGGACCAAACGAGUGCAGCUGCUGCCUCCCAUGACAAUGACGACGAUGACAUCAUCGCCCUGGAUUAGCCCUGCCCCCCUCUGUUCCCAGAAGGACUGAGAACUCUUUGAACGCUUAUCAUUUUUGAGUCGAGACUGACAGUAGGUUUGAAUAAAACACCUCUUUUAUGAACAACAGUUGACUGCCCUGGUCCGCCUCUCGUCACGUCGUCCCCUCCCAGCUCUGUUUGUGCUUUCAUAUCCCCCCCCCUGCUCUGACAUGACUCUGUAAAUAGAUUCUACAUUUUAAAACAUUUUGGAAAAACUCGUAGAACUUCUUUUGUUAUUGUUAUUCAUUUCUGGUCCCUAUAAAAUGCCUCUCUUGAUGGUUUAAAAAAAAAAAAAAAAAAAAAAAAGUAGUUUUUUUUGUAUUUUUUAUAAACUUAAUGUAUUUCUCAUGCUGCACAAGUCAGGGUGUUUUUGUGGUCGGGUAACAAAAGAUGUAAGAAACCAAAACAUUUUCAUGGGUUGUAAUAUUGAUUUCAGUUGUUUGUGAACGGACGCUAACAGGCAGACCGAGGAGUCUGCAGUUUGUGGUUCUCUAAACGGUGCGUCUUGUCUGGAGGUGCUCUUGAUGUUCGGGAUCUGGUCGGUAGAGCACAAAGUCACAGAUGGCUAGUUCGGGCACGUUGUGCCGUAGGGGGGCGUUAGUUUGCUACCUCUUUUCUAGAACGAGUUUUAGCUGUAAAUUCAUAACCGAUGCCCUCCAUGAUGCCGCCACAGUGAGGCGUCCAUCUAUAGAGCAGCACAGUGGCACUAAUACAGCUCCCUGUGGAACUCCACUGUAUCUUGAAGGCUCUGGCUAAGAUCAAGCGGAUUAGAUCCAGGCUCGUGGUAGUUUAAUGUUAACAUGUUAUGGUUGCUUUUUCAUUAGUGAGACCCGUUUGGGCAGAUGGUGUUUGGUGGUCCAUCUUUUUUCACACUGCAGAGGUUAAUGGGAUGGCAGUGGAGCCCUGCACAAAAGUGACAUCAGAACCUCUUGCACAAAGCAUAGCCGUUGAGCUCCAGGCCGUCCUCUCCUGCGUCACUGUCCAUAAUUUCAUAUUUUGUUGUGAUCUGACUUGUUGUUGAAAGGCUAUGGGAGCCCUUUGGACCAAUUUGGACAAAAAGACAAUAAACUCAACAAAGGCACAGUCUUCUCAGUCUUUUUUUAUUUUUGUUUCUUCCAUAUUGAUAAAAAAUAUAUACAAUAAUAAGUGCAUGUCUUGAAAACAUUACAUAUCCAUCCCAUUAUUAUAAAGACUGUAUAGGGGAAAUAACCCAAACAGAUGUUUUCUGUAUGUGGCCAGUUUCUAUAGUGUUGGAUUUUUUUUAUCUGUUCUGGUUCAGAAACUGUUAAAGCACGAAAAAUAACAUGCAGAUAUCAGUUAGACAGUUUUAUUUAUUUUUACCGGAAUGUGACAUGAAUCAGUGUUUUUUUUUAAUGUCCUGAAUAAUUGUAUGUUUGCGUCAGGGGUUAAAGUCUUACAAUCAUGUGGUCAGCUCCGUACAGAGGGUGACAUUCUUUGAGAAGAGUAACCAUGAUGCACAACUACGACCCACCACACACAAACACACACGGACAGCACUUUACUAUCACCAAGGUUGAUUUCAAAAUAUUUGAUUUGAUGAAACAUCAAUGCUCUGACUGAUAAAGAUGGACUAUGGAAACAAAUGAAUCUGACAUUAGAAGGUGCUGUCUAGACUCAUACAGAGCAUGUUAACAGGCUCUGGCUUUACAAAAUACCUUUUUCAUGACAACUUUGACUUGUCAUACUGUACCAGGAAGGUGAAGUUUAUUUCUUUAGCAUAUUUCAUACACACAGGCAUUAAACGUGCUGUACAUCCAAAAAGAAAAACGGCCUAAAAACAUUAAAAUGCAACUUUAAAAAAUAGAAACCUUUUGGAGGAAAUUAAAAAGGUGGUUUUGAAAAAGGAAAGCACAGAUGCUACUUAUGAUUGAUAAAAUCAAUGUUCUAUUAAGGUGGAAGCAACUAGGUGCAUUUACUCAAAAUCUGUAGUUAAGUACAAUUUUGAGGUACUUGUACUCUGGAGUAUUUCCAUUUUGUGCUACUUUAUACUUCUUGUCCACUACAUUUAUAUAAAAAAACUAUACUUGUCUGUUCUAUGUAGUUGAGCUGCUGCAAC
This is a messenger RNA of Anoplopoma fimbria (sablefish), 4269 nucleotides long. It is a transcript of the gene uba2, whose product is annotated as ubiquitin-like modifier activating enzyme 2. The record is from RefSeq and is a predicted model, not a curated record. Gene Ontology annotation, biological process: protein sumoylation. The transcript is spliced from 17 exons. NCBI's taxonomy places the organism in Eukaryota, Metazoa, Chordata, Actinopteri, Perciformes, Anoplopomatidae. Gene Ontology annotation, molecular function: SUMO activating enzyme activity. Bases 217 to 2172 code for a protein of 651 amino acids. Gene Ontology annotation, cellular component: cytoplasm; SUMO activating enzyme complex.